This is a messenger RNA of Octopus sinensis (East Asian common octopus), 2561 nucleotides long. Its product is annotated as copine-8-like. Lineage: Eukaryota; Metazoa; Mollusca; Cephalopoda; Octopoda; Octopodidae. Gene Ontology annotation, cellular component: plasma membrane. Gene Ontology annotation, biological process: cellular response to calcium ion. The transcript is spliced from 21 exons. The coding region runs from base 384 to 2060 and encodes 558 amino acids. Gene Ontology annotation, molecular function: calcium-dependent phospholipid binding. The record is from RefSeq and is a predicted model, not a curated record.
UGCGCCAAUCCAUCGCCAACAACACCGACUUUUAGUCUUCUACCACCAACACCAGCGCCACUAAUUACAGGUGUUAGCAUCAUCACCAGCAUCACCAACAACAUCAACAGCAACCUGUUGCAUUGCAACCACCAACGCUACCACCGUCACCACCGUCAUCAACACUAAUAACAACUUUUGAUAUUACUGCUACCACCACCAUUACGAACUUUGCAAGAACGAACACUAACUACCACCACCACCACCACCACCACUACGAACAACUUCCAUCAACAGCAGCAGCAGCAGCAAUAGCUGCAGCAGUAACCACAACAACAACAGCAACAUCAAGCCUCACUGCUAGAUGUGUUUUUAGUUGACUUGAGUAAUGUGACAGUGUAAACAUGGCGGCGGGAAUCGCACCUUUCAAUCCAGGUACGUCAGUCGUACCUUCAACGCAAGUGGAAAUAUCUGUCUCGUGCCGGAACUUGAGGGAUAGAGACCUGUUCUCUAAAUCCGAUCCAGUAUGCAUUCUCUACACAAAGAAUUUCAAAAGUGAAACGUUUUACGAGUUUGGCAGAACUGAAACAAUCAAAGACACUCUAAACCCUGACUUCAUCAAAAAAUUUGUUAUGUCAUAUUACUUUGAAGAAUGUCAACACCUCAAAUUUGAACUAUAUGAUGUAGAUUCUGCAAACGGUUCUUUGGAUCAACAGGAUUUUCUUGGUUAUUUGGAAUGUACCCUUGGAGAAAUCGUUGGAUGCGGUAGCAAACUUGAAAAGAAACUGCUCAGAGAUGCAGAGCGCUCAAAACUGGCCUGCAUAAGAGGAAGUGCAAUUGACAAUGGAAAAAUUAUCUUGCGAGCUGAAGAAGUGAAUAUCUGCAAGGACAAAUUAACUUUACAGUUCCAAGCUACCAACUUGGACAAAAAAGAUUUCUUCGGAAAAUCAGAUCCCUUUUUAAUAUUCUACCGUGCUAAUGAAGAUAGAAGUUUUACAGCAGUCCAUAAGACUGAAGUGAUCAAGAACACCUUGAACCCAACAUGGCAGCCGUUCAAUGUGAUGGCCAGUGUCUUGUGCAAUGGUGAUUACGACAGAGUCAUCAAAGUCGAAUGUUAUGAUUGGGACAGAGAUGGCGGACAUGAUUUUAUUGGUGAAUUUACGACAAAUUUACAAACUUUGCUGAAAGGUGCGGGACCAGAAAACAGAUAUGAAGCUAUAAAUCCAAAGAAAAAAGCUAAGAAGAAAAACUAUAAAAACUCUGGUGAGGUGCGACUCAUGUUCUGCAAAGUCGAGACGAUUUACUCAUUUCUUGAUUACAUCAAAUCCGGCCGCACCCAACUGAACUUCACAGUGGCCAUUGACUUUACCGCCUCCAAUGGCAACCCGAGUAACUCGACCUCGCUGCACUACUAUAACCCCUACCAAAUGAAUCAGUAUGCUGCUGCUAUCCAGGCUGUUGGCGAGAUCAUCCAAGAUUAUGAUAGUGAUAAAUUAUUCCCAACACUUGGAUUCGGAGCUAGACUCCCAGAUGGCAGUGUAUCUCAUGAAUUUGCUCUGAAUUGCAAUCCUAAUAACCCUUACUGCGCUGGUAUUCAAGGCAUUCUCCAGGCUUACUAUGACUCACUGCAAAGAGUACAGCUGUAUGGACCCACCAAUUUCUCCCCGGUCAUCAAUCACGUUGCUAAAUUUGCAAGCAAUGUUCAAGAUGGCUCCCAUUAUUUUAUUCUUCUGAUCAUCACAGACGGUGUCAUAACUGACAUGAACCAAACUAUCAAAUCAAUUAUUCAGGCUUCCUACUUGCCAAUGUCGAUUAUAAUUGUCGGAGUAGGGAGUGCGGAUUUUGAAGCAAUGAAUAUUUUGGACUCUGAUGAUGGUCUGCUGCAUUCCGGACAACUGGCAGCCCAAAGGGAUAUUGUUCAGUUUGUUCCAUUCCGAGAUUUCCUCGGUGGUCAAUAUGGGAGCCGCAUGCACGUCAGUCAAGCAUACCUUGCUAAAGAAGUCUUGGCUGAAAUUCCAGAACAGUUCCUGUCGUAUAUGAAGCUCCAUGGUAUAUUGCCCGCUUCUCCGACUGAAGCUUAAAUCUCCCAUAUUGAAUUUAAUGCAGCAAAGAACAAAGAAUGAAGAAGUUAUCUGCCAAAUUGGGGUUUGUAGAGAGCCAAAAGUCCAUUUCCAUAGUCUUUUACUUUAAGGAGUCAGCCCUUACUGACUUCCAACUAAAUGCAAGUUGAGCAAAAUAAUAAAGUCUCCUCACAAGGUCUUCGGAUAACCAUUCAUACAGACAGACAGACAGACAUUAGCACGUGGUUAUAUUCGUGUGAAGUCUGCGAUUGUUCCGGUUGCUUUUCAGGGAUUCUUGCUUCGUGCAAUCUUUCAAUUGACAAAGAAAUGACUCGACUAUUUUUUUUUUUUUUGCUUUGAAGGAUUACGUGUGGCGAUAAAACCCGUGUAGCAACGGAGUGAAUCAUCCGUUUUAAACUAAUAAAUGCACCAUUAUGUCUACCGAAUAAAAGUUUACCCCUUGGUGAAUUCAAACGCAUAUCUGUGUGUGUGCGUGUGCGUGCGCGUGUGUAAGCAUACACA